UCGGAGUCUAGUCAUGUUUCGCCCAUUCGUUUAAAAUAAGCAAAACAUCCCUUGUCCUGAAUAUAUAAAGACCGACUAUCACGCCUUGUGUGAGUUUGGCUUCCCACUCUUAUUUCUUCUUACCUGCACGAGAGAACCCGACAAUCGCCAUGGACAGCCAUAACCUCUUUCUCCAUGCCGCUGCUACCGGUGAUGUAGCAUCCAUGGAACAGGAAUAUCUGAAAAACAAGACAGUCCUAUCUAGCAAAGACUCCGCGAACCGGACAGCUCUCCACUUGGCUGUCCUGAACGGUCACUUGAAAUCUGUGGAACGGUUGCUGGACUACGGCAUUGCUUGGUGUUCUAAGGACAAUCAAGGCCAGACAGCAUUGCAUCUCGCAGCCCAGUUACCGUCUGCAACAAUAGCCGAAACACUCCUUGAGAGAGGCGCGAAUUGCUGCACCCAAGACCACGACGGGAAAACACCGGUAUUUUACGCCUACCAAAACUAUUCCCCCGAUGUCGUGAGUUGUUUUCUCAAAUAUGUCGAAUCAUCAUGCGGGACGGACAAGAAUUGCAGCCUUACGCCACAGAUCAUUCUCCGAGGCGGCUGCCGCAAAUGGACUCCUCUCCACGCUUAGUGAGGCUGCACGGUCCCUAAAUAGAGCGCACCGGCCUGUACGGCGCAAGGUUCGAAAAUUCUCUCCCCCUUCGCCACUCAAACCCCAUUUCUGGAGAAACGGCGUGUCCGAUCUCGCUUAUUCCGAGUAUAUCAACCGCGCGCCUUCAUCCCAUUCCGGAAAGUCAACCCCGAAUGGCACCGGAGAAUGUCUCUUUUAUCCGACAAUUGAAUAAGAUGCCGUACCCGCUGGAUUACAAUAUCCUUUUCGAACAAUGACUGCACCAUCAUAAUAUCGGAUCGACACAGGGAAGGGAAGACUUCUCCCCCCACUGUCA
Messenger RNA from Aspergillus pseudotamarii, 936 nucleotides. RefSeq names its product ankyrin repeat domain-containing protein. The coding region runs from base 150 to 620 and encodes 156 amino acids. Gene Ontology annotation, biological process: protein localization to ciliary inversin compartment. Lineage: Eukaryota; Fungi; Ascomycota; Eurotiomycetes; Eurotiales; Aspergillaceae. The transcript has a single exon. Gene Ontology annotation, cellular component: ciliary inversin compartment. The record is from RefSeq and is a predicted model, not a curated record. Gene Ontology annotation, molecular function: protein binding.